UGCAGAGAGGACACAGAGACCGGAAAAAAGUUGGGAGAGAGAGAAGAAUGAGCGAGGAGUUGAACAGGGACUACCGCAUCGGAGACGAGAUCGGUCGCGGCCGCUUCGGAGUCGUCUACCGGUGCUACUCGCCGGAUUCCGGUGAGAUAUUUGCCGUCAAGACCGUCGAUAAGUCGCUCCUCUCUGACGCAGUCGAUUUUGAGUGCGCUGAGCGGGAGGCCAAGAUUACGCAGCUUGCGUCUGUCGGGAACCCCCACGUCGUCCAGAUUCACGCAGUCUAUGAGGACGAGACUGCGAUUCACCUUGUGAUGGAUCUAUGCGAGGGUGGAGAUCUCUUUGAUCGGAUUGCUGCAUGCGAGGGAGCGCCGAUGGGGGAAGCGGAUGCGGCCGCGGUGAUAACGGUGCUUAUGGAGGCCUUGGCGAUUUGUCAUCAGCGGGGAGUCGCGCACCGGGACGUGAAGCCGGACAACGUGUUGUUUGAUGGCGAGGGGAGGCUGAGGCUGGCGGACUUUGGCUCGGCGGAGUGCUUCGGGGAUGGGGUACCGAUGAUCGGAGUGGUCGGAACUCCGUACUAUGUGGCGCCGGAAGUGGUAGCGGGGAGGGAGUAUGGAGAGAAGGUUGAUGUGUGGAGCGCUGGCGUGGUCCUCUACAUAAUGCUGGGUGGAAUCCCACCCUUCUACGGCGAGACGGCGACGGAGAUCUUUGAUGCUGUGCUACGAGGAAAUCUCCGCUUCCCGACGAGAGUUUUCGGCGGGGUUUCGCCGUUGGCCAAGGACCUGAUCCGCCGGAUGCUCUGCAAAGACGUUUCCCGCCGCUUAUCCGCCGAGCAAGUUCUCAGGCAUCCAUGGAUUACAAGUGUUGGGGGAAGCAGAUGUGUUGCAAACCAAACCUGAAAGUUGAGAAUCUGGUAGAGAAAGUAUGGGACGAGAAUGAACAAAAAAGGAAAGAGUAAGUAUGGCAAAUCCGCAUUAACUAAUAAUCCGGUGAUGUAAAUACGCUUUAUCCUAGUCUGUGCAUGAAGGUGAAAGAAGAUAGCUUUGCUUUCCCUUUUGCUUAGUUCUCUAACUACGAGUAUCGUUUUGGUUAAACCAUUGUAAAAACCAUCUUUCCUGAGUUGUGCGGUAUCUGUAAAGAGGAAUAUAUUGUUAAUAAGACGCAAAGUUUCCUUUGUUUUUGUUUUU
Molecule: messenger RNA, 1181 nt
Organism: Dendrobium catenatum
Lineage: Eukaryota; Viridiplantae; Streptophyta; Magnoliopsida; Asparagales; Orchidaceae
Product: phosphoenolpyruvate carboxylase kinase 2-like
Exons: 2
Coding region: 48-893 (281 amino acids)
Biological process (GO): intracellular signal transduction; peptidyl-serine phosphorylation; protein autophosphorylation
Cellular component (GO): nucleus; cytoplasm
Molecular function (GO): calcium/calmodulin-dependent protein kinase activity; calmodulin binding; ATP binding
Source: RefSeq, a predicted model, not a curated record